Molecule: messenger RNA, 2166 nt
Organism: Trypanosoma conorhini
Lineage: Eukaryota; Euglenozoa; Kinetoplastea; Trypanosomatida; Trypanosomatidae
Exons: 1
Coding region: 1-2166 (721 amino acids)
Source: RefSeq, a predicted model, not a curated record
AUGGAGAUAAGUGGGGGGUGUGAGGUUGAGUGGACCCAACUUGUGGUUGCUGGUGAUGCCGCGUCGUUGAUUGCCGUGUUUCGGGGGGCAGUUGGCUCCGCACCGCCUGACGCUUCUGCCUUGCGGUCCGUCUCUGCGUUUUUGGAGGCACACACUUUUCCGGCUGCGCUGCAAGUUGAUUUGCCGCGGGUUUUCUCCACGACCUCCACGGAGUACGCGGAGACUGCCUUGGGCGCGACACGCUCUUCUGGGCUUGACGCACGAGAGGUUCUCAGCGAGCUGCUGGCAAUGGACGAGCUACCCGAUGGAUACGCUCUUGCGGUGUACGUACGACUCAUUCGAGCAGCACUCCGCCAGGUGCUUCUGGACACGCUGAGGCGCAAAAAGAGGCUGUGCGCCAGUGUUGAGGAACCGCUGUCACAGACGCAGGCAACGUUGCGUGCGUGGUAUCCGGGCGUGGAGAAACGCCUCUCGCAGCUCAUUCCAACAGUUUGUCAGCACGAUGCAGUUCCAAAGAUGGUACGAGCCGUGAAUAACUUUCAGGACGACGGCGAUGGUGUUGACAGUGAAGGGUCGGGUGAAUAUGGAGGGGAUGAUCAGGCCAAUGGAACGUCGUUGGUGGAGCCCGGCGCACUGGAGGCCUUGCUGUUGUUGUCAUUAGACCUUCUCCAUAUGCUGGGAGAGCCCCACACAGUAGCUCCGCUUCUGCUGAUGGUGAGGGCGAGUCUUGUGGCAGCCCAACCGUACAAUGACACGGGCGAGUUUUUGCGCAGAAUAGGAACGGACUUGCGUCACUGGGCCAAAUCCUUCUGUCGUGUAGAGGACACAAAGACGGACCGGAAUGCGGAGGAUGCUACCGCGCAAAAGUUGCCGGCCGUGACAACGGCAAGGGACGCGAAGAAAAUGGGCGAAACGAUUGUGCGAGCUCUGCUGGAGAUAGUGCCGCCUGGUGAAAUUUUUUCGUAUCUUCAAAGGGGCUCGAGCAAUGCAUUCACAAAGGAUUUAAUGGACAGUGUCACAUACGAGGACAACGAACACGGUAAAGAUACAAGCGAUGCAAAGGCCCUCGUCACUUUGCACGACUUGAGAAGAGAGAAGGAUGGACUGCGAGUUCUUUCGGACGAUGAUUCUGAAAGCGCAGAGGACAAUGAUGAUGUCUCUUUGACGUCUCUUUCUUUACGUAAAAUUGGUGCCAUGUUGCUUCUCUACGAUGUUAUGACGCUUGAUGGCUUGUGCGAUCAAGAGCUGCAGAUAUCGCAAUCUCCUGAGUCGUUUUUGUUUCUAACAGGGGCAAUGGUUUUGGAGAGUCUAAAGAGUUCGUCACUCAGCGUGGUGAUGACUGGCCUCUCCUUCCUCGCCACCCUGCUUCCCCACGUGCUUCCGUAUAGUAUCCUUGCACAUGGUGAACUGCAUGCCAAGUCGGGACAAAUACAUGAGCUUGGUCAACAACAUUUGACUGCAGGUACGUGGGGGUUUCGUACAAAAAGAUUUGAGCUUAUCUUUGAGCUGGUGAAGGCCUUGAUGAAUAUUUCUGCAACGUGUCCCUCUGAGUGUCAUCGCGAGGUUUCUCGUGGAGUAUUCGUUACUUUGCUUCGACGAUGUGCCUCUAACUUACGCAUGCUUAUUUACUCGUUGUUUCUUGUCCUGACGCCGUUUGCGUCCCUUUGCUCGCUAAUGCUGCACUCCCUUCGGGUGGAAUGGAAUGAAAGCCAAACCUCGGCGAGCACGUCGGAGGCCAUUUUUCUUCAAGAUACACUUCCUACUCUCCUGUUGCGGGCGCAGGAAAACUGGGUGAGGAAACUGCGUGUGGGUGAGGUGACAUUUCUGGAUCCCUUGAUUCAGUCAAUUAGUUUCCUUCGCUGCAUAAUUAUCGAGGACCGCAAACGGAACCAGAAGGACGCAUUGUUUCGACUUGACCCAAGCCGUGCUAAAGUCGAGCUUCACGGCGAGGCCGCCGAGGACGCGAAGAGUGGCCGCUGGAACUUGUACCUCCACCAGCUGUUGAAGAAUGUUGUUCCGCCGCUGCGGACCAUGGCGUCGGCUCCCCCUGCUGCCUCCGCGACCGCGAUGGGCGUGCUGGGUGGGGUGACCUUGUCGCCGCUGGACUGCUUUGCACUCUCCAGGUGCCUGGACGGUUUGCAGGAGCACGUUGUCUUCACGGGCUAA